AUGUGGAUCUUACCUCUGGUCGGCUAUUUAGGCCUUGCACUUGGCUUCUCCUUCCUGACACUUGCCAUCGCAUCUGGACUGUACUAUCUCUCGGAGCUGGUGGAAGAGCAUACCGUCCUGGCCAAAAAGCUCUUGACAAGAUUGAUUUACCUGGUCAUCGCUAUUCAGGUCUUUUUGGUUCUCUUCGACAAGUUUCCAUGGGGACUUUCGGCUCUUGCUAUCGCCAGUCAUGGAGUAUACCACCAAAACCUACGCCGAUUUCCUAUUGUCAAACUCACUGACCCCGUCUUCUUGCUGUCGUGUGCACUUGUCAUUCUGAACCACUGGCUAUGGUUCCGCCAUUUCUCCGCUGCGCCCUCAUCUCCACCCAGACACUACAACUACUACGCUCCCAACGAGUCUAGUCCAACCUUCACCGAAGUCGCUGCGUUCUUUGGAAUCCAAGUGUGGCUUGUGCCUUUUGCACUCUUCGUCUCGCUGUCUGCCGGCGAAAACGUCUUGCCGAGCAUGGGCAGCGAGUACGCUACGGGUGCUGGCAGCAGCUUCAUUUCAGCUGGAAAAGAACCCGACCACGCAGCUACUGCUUAUCCCGGUGCUCGCAGAUCACGCUCCGGAACGAAUGCUGGCAUGGCCAAGGCUGCUGUCAAUGGCGUUCGCGAAUGGAUUGGAGAAACAGGCGAAGUUCUGGGAUUAUGGAGAGGUGAAAGGACGAGGCCUUUCUGA
Messenger RNA from Aureobasidium melanogenum CBS 110374, 723 nucleotides. RefSeq names its product DUF396-domain-containing protein. Gene Ontology annotation, biological process: endoplasmic reticulum to Golgi vesicle-mediated transport. Bases 1 to 723 code for a protein of 240 amino acids. NCBI's taxonomy places the organism in Eukaryota, Fungi, Ascomycota, Dothideomycetes, Dothideales, Saccotheciaceae. The transcript has 2 exons. The record is from RefSeq and is a predicted model, not a curated record. Gene Ontology annotation, cellular component: endoplasmic reticulum membrane; Golgi membrane; COPII-coated ER to Golgi transport vesicle. Gene Ontology annotation, molecular function: COPII receptor activity.